Fusarium venenatum is the source of this 1008-nucleotide messenger RNA. Its product is annotated as glycosyl hydrolase. Gene Ontology annotation, molecular function: hydrolase activity, hydrolyzing O-glycosyl compounds. NCBI's taxonomy places the organism in Eukaryota, Fungi, Ascomycota, Sordariomycetes, Hypocreales, Nectriaceae. The record is from RefSeq and is a predicted model, not a curated record. Gene Ontology annotation, biological process: carbohydrate metabolic process.
AUGCGUCUUCUCUCCAUCCCAUGCCAGGCCCUUGUAGCAUUCCUGACUCUUGGACCAGUUUCGGCUCGAGUUCUCACGAAGCGCGACAGCCCUGUCCUUCCAGGGCUCUGGGCCGACCCCAACAUUGCCGUUGUCAACAAUACCUACUAUCUAUUUGUCACUACUGAUGGUUUCGAAGGCUGGGGUGGUAAUGCAUUUUACUGGUGGAAAUCCCCAGACUUAGUCUCAUGGACAAAGAGCGAGGAACCUUUCCUUGUCCUUGAUGGCGAGAACGGAAAUGUGCCAUGGGCAACUGGCAACGCUUGGGCGCCUGGCUUUGCUGCCCGUGAUGGAAAAUAUUACUUUUACCACAGUGGCAACAAUCCUUCUGUCAGCGAUGGUCACAAGAGCAUUGGCGUUGCAGUUGCAGACCAUCCUGAAGGUCCUUGGAAGGCCCAAUCUCAGCCCAUGAUUAAGGGUACUUCAGACGAACCUAUCGUCAGCAACCAGGCCAUCGACCCAGCAGCUUUCCAAGACCCAGAGACCGGAAAGUGGUACAUCUACUGGGGCAACGGUGUUCCUGUCGUUGCCGAGUUGAAUGACGACAUGGUGUCCCUCAAAUCAGGUACAUGGAAGCGUAUUUCCGGACUUGAAGACUUCCGCGAAGGCCUUUUCGUCAACUAUCGUGAGGGAACCUACCACCUGACAUACUCUAUCGAUGACACAGGUUCUGAGAACUACCGUGUCGGGUAUGCGACAGCUGAUAACCCUCUUGGACCCUGGACUUAUCGCGGUGUCAUUCUAAAGAAGGAUGAGUCAAAGGGAAUCCUGGGCACAGGACACAACUCAGUACUGAAUAUCCCAGGAACCGAUGAGUGGUACAUUGCGUACCAUAGGUUCCACAUCCCGGAUGGUGGUGGUUUUAGAAGGGAGACAACCAUUGAUGUAUUACCUAUUGACGAGGAAGCUGGGUUAUUUGGAGAGGUCACACCAACAUUAGAGAGUGUUGAUCCUAGGCCACUACUAUAA